AUGUCCCAAAAUCAUUCACACUCUAACAGAGGACGACACACGACCUCAAAUGAAAAUGGUGUCGUACCCCAAGAACGAUACCAGAAAUUGAAACGAAGAGUACGUGACAUACAAGUUGACUAUGAUAAAGUAUCUAAAGAACUGGACAGGUCACGCAAAAGAAUUAAAUCUCUCAAAAAAGAGAAAGACCAAUAUGAAGGUUCUGAUACUUCGGAUUCCGAAAAAUCCAUUGAUAUCACGUCAGAUGAAUCCACCGAUUCAGAUGUUUCUUCAACUCAACAAUCAAGGGCAUCAUCCGUUCGUCCGACAAAAAAACCUAGACGACGUACUUCCAAUAAAAAAUCGACAACACCUACUCCGGCAAAUAAUAUAGUCAAUACGACCCCAGUCACGCAAUCUUCUGGAAAAGUCGCCAAGAAACGAGCAAGUAAACGUCCCCUUAAUACUAAAACAAUGAAAGUCCAACAUGUCGAAAAAGACGAAACAGGAAAUUACAAGCUUCCGGUGCAAAUUGGUAUAUUAACCGUAUUAAAUCUUGGCUAUGUUGUUUACGACCGUGAAACCUUUCAUAAUGAAAGGUAUAUUUGGCCUGUCGGAUAUGCCGUAAAGAGAGCAUAUAAUAGCAUGAUAAAUCCAGAUAGUCAGACUAUGUACAUUUGUAAAAUUGACGAUGGAGGAGAAGGCCCCAAGUUCGUGAUCGAGGCUGAAGAUCAACCGAAUAAACCGAUCAUUGCAAAUACGGCAACCGGUGCAUGGACAUCGGUUGUCCGUGAAGCAAAUGCAAUCCGCCAACGAGAUCAUUCUAAUUCAGCCUCGGGACCUGAUUAUUUCGGUUUUUCACAAGCCACAAUUAGAAAGAUGAUCCAAGACUUACCCAACGCUACUCGCUGCAAAAAUUAUGUCAUCCAACACUUUGAGGUGAUGAAGUCUAGAAAUGGUGGCGGUAGACGAAGAGGCACCGGAGCUCGUGUGAAUGGAACAGGAAGAAUUGCCCAAUCUCCUGUUCCCGCUAUUCCACCGUCAAUUGAGGAAUCAAAUAGCAGUAACGGAGAUGGUGAUGUAGUGAUGUCACAUUCUGGGGGUGAAGUUGAGAGUGAAGGGGAGGAAUAA
Diversispora eburnea is the source of this 1110-nucleotide messenger RNA. NCBI's taxonomy places the organism in Eukaryota, Fungi, Glomeromycota, Glomeromycetes, Diversisporales, Diversisporaceae. The record is from the annotation of a GenBank genome assembly.